This is a messenger RNA of Leptopilina boulardi, 1260 nucleotides long. RefSeq names its product RISC-loading complex subunit TARBP2-like. NCBI's taxonomy places the organism in Eukaryota, Metazoa, Arthropoda, Insecta, Hymenoptera, Figitidae. The coding region runs from base 163 to 972 and encodes 269 amino acids. The record is from RefSeq and is a predicted model, not a curated record. The transcript is spliced from 3 exons.
ACGCCAUCUGGCUGUCACUGUCGGGUUCAGCAAUUAAGGUUCUGUGAGUAUUCAGUUUAGUGAGAGUACUUUCUCCAUAAUAAAUAUACAAUACUUGUUAUAUCAAAGGAGUAAAAUUUAUUUUAAGAUACUUUUAUAACUUUCAAUAAUAUAUAAUUUAUAAUGGAACUAAUUAAAGAGAAAGUAAAGACACCAGCAAGUAUUCUUCACGAAGAAAUGACUAAAAAAAAGUUAGUACCUACUUAUGAAUUAAUUCUUGAUGGAACGGGAAAUCCUCAUCCAUUAUUUACUUACAAGCUUACUUGCGAUAAAGAAUCAGUUGUUGGAUCUGGACGUUGUAAAAAAAUUGCUAAACAGGAGGCUGCAAAUGAAAUGUUGAAGAAGCUGAAACUUGUAAACUGCAUUUCCGAAACUUCUUCAGAUUCUCACUCUACGAUUCCUGAAUCCUCUGAUGAGGAAUUGCUACAACCACUUCUAGAUAAUGAGUCUGAUCAGAAAAAUUUGCAUUCGGAGGAUUCAAAUGCUGUACAAAUUCUAAUGAAAUUAUGUGUCGACAAUUUACUUCCAGCACCAAAUUUCGUAACGUCGAUUAUGGGACCAUCACAUACUCCCAACUUCACCACACAGUGCACAGUAUCCCAUUAUGAGGAGGUAGGUUAUGCACCUAGUAAAAAAACUGCAAAACGUUAUGCGGCUUUAAAAAUGAUUAAUGCAAUAAAAAAUGGAAAAAGUAUUCCAAUUAAUGCGGAGUGCCAAACUAUGUCAGAAUUAGGUACUUAUGUAUCGCCACGUAUAAACUACUUGCUUUCAUUAAAGAAAACAGAUAUAAGCAUGUCAAAAGAUGAAAAUCAUGUUGAAAAGUUUGUGCCUUGUGAAGAAAGCACAUCUAUUAAAACAAAUAUUUCUCCUGAAAUACAAAGUCAAUUAUCUGUAGUUAAAGAAUCUAUUGAAAAGCUACUGCAACUAAUUUAAGAUAAUUACAACCAUUAAGUUUCAAACAUUUUUGACUAAAUUUUUUUUUGUUAUUACGCAAUUUUUUCAACAGAUUUUAUUAUAAUAUAUUUGUAUUUUAUUGAUGUCCUUAUAUGAUGAUUAUAAAUUAUCAUAUAAAGUUUCAGUAUAAUGUUUUCUUAUUCACUCAUGUGGUUAAAUAUAAUUAUGAAUAUAAAUCAAAAGAAACAUCUAAAUUUCAUUUAGAAAAGUAUAUGAAAAGAAAUAUAUAUAUUGGUAUUAAUCUAAAUAAAAAAAUUUCAUAAUGAA